This is a messenger RNA of Phytophthora infestans T30-4, 1429 nucleotides long. Its product is annotated as aldose 1-epimerase, putative. The transcript has a single exon. Bases 118 to 1110 code for a protein of 330 amino acids. Gene Ontology annotation, biological process: beta-D-galactose catabolic process via UDP-galactose, Leloir pathway; glucose metabolic process. The record is from RefSeq and is a predicted model, not a curated record. Gene Ontology annotation, molecular function: carbohydrate binding; aldose 1-epimerase activity. NCBI's taxonomy places the organism in Eukaryota, Oomycota, Peronosporomycetes, Peronosporales, Peronosporaceae.
AGCAGCAGCCUUCAACCACUACGAAUCUAUGCCACGCACUUGACCCCCAACGGCACAAUCGCCGCUAUUUAUUCCCAUUCCACAUUUACCGAGCAAGGUCUCAAGCAAACCUCAGUCAUGUCCGUCAAGUUCCUGAACCAAGGAGCCACGAUCAACGAGAUCGUCGUCGGUGGCCGCAACAUCGUGCUGGGCUUCCCCACCCCCGAGCUCUACGUCGAGCACUGCGGUCCCCACUUCGGAGAGACCGUGGGUCGUGUCGCCAACCGCGUCUCAGGCGCCAAAGUGGAGCUCAACGACAAGUCGUACGACCUGAUUGCCAACGACGGCGUCAACUCGCUCCAUGGUGGCAACACGUGGGGACUCAAACCUUUCGAGGGCCCCACAGCUGUCAAGAAUCACGAGGGCAAAGACGCAAUGCAGUACAAACUCGUGAGUCCCGACGGAGACUCGGGAUUCCCCGGAACUGUCGAGCUCACAGUCACAUACACACAAAGGACCAGUAGGACCGAGAACGACAAGGAACUCGUGGAACUCGAGAUCGAAUACGAAGCGGAACUUGUCGGUCCCGAAGACGUCAAGGAGACGGCCAUUAACAUCACAAACCACAGCUACUUUAACCUCUCGGGUCGUGAAACUAUCGACGGUACCGAGGUGACGCUGGCCUCGGACCAAUAUUUGGUGCCAGACGAGGGAAAUAUUCCCACUGGGGAGGUCGAGACCUUCCCGGGAAUUAAAGCCAAUCAGGCGUUCACACUCGGGGUCAAGGAGCCCAAUGUGGACCACUGUUUCCUCAUGAACCAGGACUCCAAGAGCAUCCCGCUCGACACGCGAAAGCUGCCGCUCCAGUUGCUUGUUACAGCCGACCACCCGGACACUAGGAUCCACCUUCAAGUGCUAAGCACAGAGCCCGCUUUCCAGUUCUACACGGGCUUCUGGAACGACGUGCCGGCCGUUGCGGGACAGCCCGCACGUGGCUCCCGUUCGGGCUUCGCCGUCGAGCCUGGUCGCUUCGUGAACGCUAUCAACACGCCCAAAUGGCGCAACCAGAUGCUGCUACCCAAGGGCGAGAAGUUCGGCAGUCGCAUCGUUUACCGCGCUUGGGCAGCGUAGGCGGACUUGGAUACGAUCCGGGAUGGACAUGAGUCGUCGUUGGACCGGAAAUUACCUUUUCGUUUAGUUUUUCUUAUGAUUAAGUGCAUCUUCGACCUCUACAGUAGUUUUCACUAUUGAUAUCGUGGGAUCUUGGAUUUGCCGUACCUCCCACUGCUGUACACAAUUUGGUCUUUGAAGCUGAUGGCGUGCGUGAUAGCACUGGUUGGUGGACUAUUAAAUCUUCGCUCGAGUUGGCGGCAUCUCAUGAUUAUCUGGUAAGAAUCGUUCGUGCGUCGAUCUAACGCACUCGGGACAAACUAUUAAUACAGUAUUAAAA